GCCUCGACCGCGCCGCCCGCCCCGCCCGCCCUGCCCGCGCCCCGCCCGCGCCCGCCGCAGCUACAGCUCCGCGGCGCCCUCGCCGGGUGCGUGCCGCUCGCGCGCCCGCCAGCCAGGCUCUCCGCGCCCGCCGCCCGCGCCGCGCUGGCCCGGGCCCUCCCGCCCGCGCUUCAUGGCUGCACACGAGUGGGACUGGUUCCAACGCGAGGAGCUCAUCGGGCAGAUUAGCGACAUCCGAGUGCAGAACCUGCAAGUUGAGAGGGAAAAUGUGCAGAAGAGGACCUUUACUCGAUGGAUAAAUCUACAUCUAGAAAAGUGCAACCCACCUCUAGAAGUUAAAGAUUUAUUCAUCGAUAUACAAGAUGGCAAAAUCCUAAUGGCUUUGUUAGAAGUCCUGUCUGGGCGGAAUCUGCUGCACGAAUACAAAUCCUCGUCGCAUCGUAUUUUUCGGUUGAACAACAUAGCGAAAGCACUUAAGUUUUUGGAAGAUAGCAAUGUAAAACUGGUUAGCAUUGAUGCAGCAGAAAUAGCAGAUGGCAACCCUUCUUUGGUUCUUGGGCUGAUAUGGAACAUAAUCCUCUUCUUCCAGAUUAAGGAGCUCACAGGCAACCUCAGCAGAAACUCUCCAUCUUCCAGCUUGUCCCCUGGCUCAGGGGGCACAGACUCAGACUCAUCCUUCCCACCCACACCCACCACAGAGAGGAGCGUGGCAAUAUCGGUGAAAGACCAGAGGAAGGCCAUCAAGGCCCUGUUGGCGUGGGUACAGAGGAAAACGAGAAAGUAUGGCGUGGCGGUGCAGGACUUUGCAGGCAGUUGGAGGAGUGGGCUGGCUUUCCUGGCUGUGAUCAAGGCCAUUGACCCCAGCCUAGUGGACAUGAAACAGGCCCUGGAAAAUUCCACACGAGAAAAUCUAGAGAAGGCUUUCAGCAUCGCACAGGAUGCCCUGCACAUCCCCAGGCUCCUGGAGCCAGAAGACAUCAUGGUUGACACACCAGAUGAGCAGUCUAUCGUGACUUACGUGGCACAGUUUCUAGAACGUUUUCCGGAGUUGGAAGCCGAAGAUAUUUUCGAUUUAGAUAAAGAAGUUCCUAUCGAAUCCACUUUUGUUCGCAUCAAAGAAACUCCUUCUGAACAGGAGAGCAAAGUCUUCGUUCUGACUGAAAAUGGGGAGCGUACCUACACUGUUAACCACGAAACCAGCCACCCACCACCCUCCAAAGUCUUUGUCUGUGACAAGCCCGAGAGCAUGAAGGAAUUCCGCCUGGAUGGUGUUUCCAGCCAUGCACUGUCAGACAGCUCCACCGAGUUCAUGCACCAGAUCAUUGACCAGGUCCUGCAAGGGGGCCCAGGUAAGACCAGUGACAUCAGUGAGCCAUCUCCAGAAUCCUCCAUUUUAUCAUCCAGAAAGGAGAGCGGGAGGUCCAACUCUUUGCCGAACAAGAAAACAGUUCACUUUGAGGCUGACACCUACAAGGAUCCUUUCUGCAGUAAGAACCUGUCCCUUUGCUUUGAAGGGAGCCCGAGAGUGGCAAAGGAAUCAUUGAGGCGGGAUGGACACGUCUUGGCAGUUGAGGUUGCUGAGGAAAAGAAACAGAAACAGGAAUCCUCGAAGAUUCCAGAAUCCUCCUCUGACAAGGUCCCUGGUGACAUUUUUUUGGUGGAGGGCACAAACAAUAAUUCUCAGUCUUCUUCCUGUAAUGGCGCUUUAGAGAGUACAGCCCACCACGAUGAAGAAAGUCACUCUCUUUCAUCCCCAGGAGAAAAUACUGUGAUGGCCGAUUCCUUCCAGAUCAAGGUUAACCUGAUGACUGUAGAAGCUUUAGAGGAGGGAGACUAUUUUGAAGCCAUCCCAUUAAAAGCCUCAAAAUUUAACAGCGACCUAAUAGAUUUUGCUUCUACCAGCCAGGCUUUCAGCAAAGUCCCUUCACCUCAUGAGUCAAAACCUGACAAGGAUGCUGAGGCUUUUGAGAAUCAUGCUGAAAAACUAGGUAAAAGGAGUACUAAAUCUGCUCACAAAAAGAAGGAUUCGCCAGAGCCUCAAGUUAAGAUGGACAAAUAUGAACCUCAUCAGGACUCCGGAGAAGAAGCUGAAGGCUGUCCUUCAGCCCCAGAAGAGACACCAAUGGAUAAAAAGCCAGAGGUGCAUGAAAAGGCCAAGAGAAAGUCCACCCGUCCUCAUUAUGAAGAAGAGGGAGAAGACGAUGACCUCCAGGGUGUGGGCGAGGAAUUAUCUUCCAGCCCCCCAAGCAGCUGUGUCAGCUUGGAGACCCUUGGGAGUCACAGCGAAGAAGGCCUGGAUUUCAAGCCCUCCCCACCCCUCUCAAAGGUUUCCGUCAUUCCCCAUGACCUCUUCUAUUUCCCACACUAUGAGGUUCCCUUGGCUGCAGUUUUGGAGGCUUAUGUAGAAGACCCGGAGGUUCUAAAAAAUGAAGAAAUGGAUCUGGAAGAGCCAGAGGGCUAUAUGCCAGACCUGGACUCCAGGGAGGAGGAGGCCGAUGGCUCUCAGAGCAGCUCCAGUUCCUCGGUGCCAGGCGAGAGUCUCCCCAGUGCCAGCGACCAGGUGCUGUGUCUCAGCAGGGGUGGUGUGGGUGCCACACCAGCCUUGGAACCCGCUCCACUGGCCCCCUAUGAGGACCACCAGCAAAGGGAGACCAAAGAGAAUGACCCCAUGGACAGCCAUCAGUCCCAGGAAUCCCCAAACCUGGAAAACACAGCAAACCCCCUAGAAGAAAAUGUAAUGAAAGAAUCAGUCAGUAGUAAAAAAAAGGAAAAAAGGAAACAUGUGGACCACGUAGAAAGUUCACUAUUUGUAGCACCAGGAAGUGUUCAAUCCUCAGAUGACCUAGAAGAAGACACUAGCGACUACAGCAUUCCUUCCAGGACUAGUCACAGUGACUCCAGCAUUUACAUUCGACGACAUACUAAUAGGUCUUCGGAAUCGGACCAUUUUAGCUAUGUUCAGUUGAGGAACGCAGCAGAUCUGGACGACAGAAGAAACCGAAUGUUAACCAGGUACAAUACUCAGAAGCUCACUGAGCUGAUUUUACAGUUUUAUGGCAUCAGAGCAGACAUGAAGAGGGAAAGCAAACAUGCCAGGAUGUCUAUGAAAGCCAACAGCUCAGGAGAAGCCAUGUCACUGGGGAGCCACAGCCCGCAGAGCGACUCCCUGACACAGCUUGUCCAGCAGCCGGAUAUGAUGUAUUUUAUUGUUUUCCUGUGGCUGCUGGUGUACUGCUUGCUGCUCUUCCCACAACUGGAUGUUAACAGGCUCUGAUACGUGUGUCUGGAUAAUAAAAAAGACAGGACCCUGA
Molecule: messenger RNA, 3311 nt
Organism: Pongo pygmaeus (Bornean orangutan)
Lineage: Eukaryota; Metazoa; Chordata; Mammalia; Primates; Hominidae
Gene: CLMN
Product: calmin
Exons: 14
Coding region: 173-3274 (1033 amino acids)
Biological process (GO): negative regulation of cell population proliferation; nuclear migration
Cellular component (GO): nuclear outer membrane; cytoplasm; meiotic nuclear membrane microtubule tethering complex
Molecular function (GO): actin filament binding
Source: RefSeq, a predicted model, not a curated record